Messenger RNA from Solea senegalensis (Senegalese sole), 2663 nucleotides. RefSeq names its product integrin, beta 6 (gene itgb6). Gene Ontology annotation, molecular function: integrin binding. Gene Ontology annotation, cellular component: focal adhesion; integrin alphav-beta6 complex; cell surface. Lineage: Eukaryota; Metazoa; Chordata; Actinopteri; Pleuronectiformes; Soleidae. Gene Ontology annotation, biological process: integrin-mediated signaling pathway; cell-matrix adhesion; cell adhesion mediated by integrin. The record is from RefSeq and is a predicted model, not a curated record. The coding region runs from base 221 to 2569 and encodes 782 amino acids. The transcript has 16 exons.
CAGGGUCACCCUAGCGCCAUGCUUCAUAAAGGGCGCCGUUACAAUAGGUUUACUGUUACUCUGACGACUGCUCGGAUACAAUGGGAGUGAAUGUAUUGGCCUGAUGCAGCUCCUCUGUUUCUCUCCAUUUUCCAUUUUUCACUUGAUGACAGGGAGGACAGACCGAGACGGGACAGCAUGUUAUCAGAGCACGCUCCUCCUGAAGUAACCGCGAGGACUAAUGGGGUUUAUUCUGCUGAGCCUGAUUCUCCGCUACUGGAUCCACGCCGUGGAAGGAUCAUGUUCAGCUGGCAGCGCUGUGACUUGUGACCAGUGUCUGCAGCUCAGUCUGGACUGUGCCUGGUGUGCACAGGAGAACUUCACAGACUGGUUCUCAGUCAGCGACCGAUGUGACACACUGGAAAUCUUACUUGAAAAGGGAUGUGCCCUGAGUCACCUGGAGUUCCCUGUCUCCGAGGCCCAAAUCCUCCAGGACCGCCCAUUUGGGAAGAAGACGGAGAGUGCGAACAGCACCCAGAUCUCCCCACAGAAAAUGUCCCUCAAACUGCGAGCCGGCAGUCAAUUGACCUUCCAGGUCAACAUUCAGCAGACGGAGGACUAUCCCGUGGACAUGUACUAUCUGAUGGACCUGUCGGCCUCCAUGAUCGACGACCUGGAGAGGAUCAGAGACCUGGGCUCCACUCUGUCGAAAGAGAUGGCCAAACUCACCAGUAAAUUCCGCAUGGGCUUCGGCUCUUUUGUGGAGAAACCUGUCCUGCCUUUCAUCAGGAUCACAGAGGAAGAGCGGGACAACCCCUGCAGUAGCGUGGGUUUUACCUGCCUGCCAACAUUUGGCUACAGGCACGAGUUGUCCCUGACGAGCAACACGGAGAAGUUCAACGACAUCAUCGCGAAGCAGCACGUGUCUGCAAAUAUCGACUUGCCAGAGUGCGGCUUUGACGCCAUCAUGCAGGCGGCAGUUUGUGGGGACAAGAUCGGCUGGAGGAACGAUUCCAUGCGGCUGCUGGUGUUUGUCAGUGAUGCUGACUCACACUUCGGGAUGGACAGCAAGAUGGCCGGCAUCGUGAUUCCUAACGAUGGGCAGUGUCACCUGGACGUCAACAAUGAGUACGCCAUGUCCACAGAGCAGGAGUACCCUACUCUGGCUCAGCUGAUGGAUAAGGUGGUUGAGAACAACAUCUUACUGAUAUUCGCCGUGACAGAGGAGCAGACGCACAACUACAAGAACUAUGCAAAUCUCAUACCUGGCGCGACAGUUGGAGUCCUGGCAAAAGAUUCCCGAAACAUCCUGGAACUGAUUGUGACGGCGUACAAAGAACUGCGCUCAGAGAUCGAACUGGAAGUCCUCGGAGACACAGAGGAGCUGCAGAUGUCCUUCACGGCCAUUUGCCCCGAUGGUACGGUCCUCCCUGACCACAAACACUGCUCCAACAUCAAACCAGGAGAGACGGUGGUGUUCAACGUAUCAGUGGAGCUCCCGGGAUGCCUGUCGGGCUUUCGCCACUUCUCCCUCAAACCGGUGGGUUUGCAGGACAGUCUGGAGGUGGACCUGGAGUCUCUCUGCUCCUGUGACUGUCAGCAGCCGCCUGAAGCAAACACCAGCCAGUGCGUCGCGGGCCAAGGAGCUUUCCAGUGUGGCGUGUGCGUGUGUCAGCCAGGCCUCCUGGGAGCAGAGUGUGAAUGCAAUGAGGAGAGCGCAUUGUUGAGCAACUGCCUCGCAAACAAUGCGUCUGAGAUAUGCAGCGGUCAGGGGCAGUGCUACUGCGGACAGUGUGUGUGUCAUGCGUCCAGCUUCGGCCGCAUCUAUGGACCUCACUGCGAGUGUAACAACUACUCCUGUGUCCGCUUCCGAGGAGAACUCUGCGGAGGCCACGGAGUGUGUGACUGUGGCGAGUGUCACUGUCACAGUGGUUGGACAGGAGAGUACUGCAACUGCAGCAGCAGCGCCGACGCGUGCACGUCAGACGACGGCUCGGUCUGCAGCAGCAGGGGCAGGUGUGAGUGUGGACAGUGUGUCUGCUCUGUGCCGGGAGCGUCCGGGGAAAAGUGUGAGAAGUGCCCGACAUGUGGAGACGCCUGUAGCUCUGCAAGGACCUGUGUGGAGUGCCACCUCCAAGAUAAGGCCGAUGUGGAGUCCUGUAAUCAAAGCUGCAGCGCUCUGAAGAUUCACAUCAACACAACAGAUUAUGACAACAGCCCUUCUAUGCCAUGCUCGUUGAAGACGGAGAAUGAGUGCUGGAUCUCUUUCAAUGUGAUGGAAAGUGAGACGGGGACCACUACUGCCUACAACCUGCAGAUGUAUGGUUGCCCAGAGCCGCCGAACAUCCCCAUGAUUAUUCUGGGAGUCUCCCUUUCCGUGGUUUGCAUUGGCCUGAUCCUGCUUGGUGUGUGGAAGGUGCUGGUGUCGGUCCAUGACCGUAAGGAGGUCGCCAAGUUUGAGGCAGAGAGGGCAAAGGCAAAAUGGCAGACGGGGACCAACCCACUGUUCAGAAGCUCAACAACGACAUUCAAAAAUAUCACUUACAAGAACAAAGAGAGAGACAAGAUUAUUGCAAUGGAUCACUACUGAUGAUGAACUGGAGGCAAUGCAAAGCAACAUCUGAGUGCGCUUAGGUAUGCGUGUGUGUAUGUGUGCGUGCGCACAUAUGCGUUAACUUCUAUUU